UCACCAUAAAUUACCAAACCGCCCUUCCCACUCUGAGAAACACAGCUUCGGCUUCUGAUGAAAACUCUCUCUCUCUCUCUCUCUCUCUCUCUCUUUCGUCCUCUUCUUCUUCUCCUCUCUCUCUUCAUCUCUCAGACUCUGCGCUUUUGAUUCCAGGGUUCUGCUUCACUUGCUUGCACGUGGAUUUUCUUUUUGUCCCAACUCCAAGUGAUUAGUUUUCUGAGUGGCUGCUAUAUUGUGUGGCCUCGGUAAUUAUGAAGACAUGAAAUGAUGCUUUUUAAUCCAUUGAAGGAAUAUGCUAAUUACCUAUAGGUUCAUUUUAGUCUGGGAUAUUUAAUAUGACAUGGACUAAGAUGAAGGGAGGUCUUUUCAUGUAGAAGAUAAGUUGGUCGAAAGGACUUUCUUCGUACCAGAUUUCUGUCAAUUGACAUCUUAAUUUUAUUCACGGCCAACAACUCAUUCUUAAGCAGUUGUCAUAGAUGUUUCAAGAGUUGAGGAGAAUUUAUUUAUUGUUCUUCUAAAAGUUUAUAGUGGGAAGUAAAUUAGACUACUGCACAUCUUAAAAAAUGGAUGUGCUAGUUUCACCCCAAGGACAGAAGCAAAAUGUACAGACUUCAUUUCGUAAAUCUUCAUCAGUGAGUUCUCAGAAAGAUCUAUGGCUUAUUGUUCAUGAAGGCUCAUUGGCAGAUGUGGAUUCAGCAUUGGCAGUGCUGAAGAGGAACGGGGGAAACAUUAAUGCAAGGAACCCAUUUGGUCUCACUCCUCUUCAUAUUGCAACCUGGAGAAAUCAUAUUCCUAUUGUAAGACGGCUUCUGGCGGCUGGUGCUGAUCCUGAUGCUAGGGAUGGUGAAUCUGGAUGGAGCAGUCUUCACAGAGCUCUACAUUUUGGUCAUCUUGCAGUGGCAUGCAUCCUUCUCCAGUGUGGUGCCUCUAUCACGUUGGAGGACUCCAAGUGUAGAACACCAAUAGAUCUUCUCUCUGGACCUGUAUUGCAGGUCGUGGGAGGUGACCCUCGCUCAGUUGCCACAGAAUUGUUUAGUUGGGGUAGUGGCACUAACUACCAACUUGGUACUGGCAAUGAACACAUCCAAAAGCUUCCAUGUAAAAUAGAUUCUCUUCAUGGUUCUUCUAUCAAGUUGAUUUCUGCCUCCAAGUUUCAUAGUGUAGCUGUCAGUGCUUGUGGACAAGUCUAUACCUGGGGUUUUGGAAGGGGAGGCCGACUUGGACACCCUGACUUCGAUAUUCACAGUGGUCAAGCUGCGGUUAUCACCCCUCGACAGGUGAUUUUUGGUUUAGGUUCUCGCCGUGUGAGAGCAAUUGCUGCUGCCAAACAUCACACGGUUAUUGCCACAGAGGGUGGUGAAGUAUUCACCUGGGGAUCUAAUAGAGAGGGUCAACUCGGUUACACUUCUGUUGAUACCCAACCCACACCACGCAGAGUUAGUUCUCUGAGGUCUAAAAUUGUUGAUGUCGCUGCUGCAAACAAACACACUGCUGUGGUCUCUGAGUCUGGUGAAAUUUUUACAUGGGGCUGCAAUAGGGAAGGUCAACUUGGUUAUGGCACCUCUAACUCAGCUUCUAACUACACUCCCAGAGUGGUUGAAUACCUAAAGGGAAAGGUCUUUUCUCGAGUGGCUGCAGCUAAAUUUCACACCAUAUGUUUAGGGGUUGAUGGAGAGGUUUACACUUGGGGACAUAGGCUUGUUACUCCUAGGCGUGUUGUAAUUGCCAGAAAUUUGAAGAAAAGUGGGAACACCCCGCUAAAGUUUCAUAGAAUGAAACGGCUUCAUGUGGUUAACAUUGCUGCCGGGAUGGUUCAUAGCAUGGCUCUCACGGAUGAUGGUGCGAUAUUCUAUUGGGAUUCUUCAGAUGCUGAUCUUAGAUGCCAACAGCUAUAUUCACUUUGUGGACGAGAUGUGGUCAGCAUUUCAGCAGGAAAGUACUGGAUUGCUGCUGUUACAUCUGUUGGUGAUGUAUUCAUGUGGGAUGGGAAGAAUGGCAAGGAUAAGCCACCAGCUGCAACACGUUUGCAUGGGAUAAAGAGGGCUACGUCAGUGUCAGUUGGUGAAACACAUUUACUGAUUGUUGGUUCUCUCUAUCAUCCUGCCUACCAUGUCAACGGGAACAAAAUUUCAAAGAACCAUAGUUCCAGUGGUACGGAUGAACUACAUGAGCUCGAUGAAGAUUUGAUGUUUCAUGAUAUUGACUCUGCUAUCGAGUCAUCUACUUCCCCAAAAGUUGCCACUGAACUGCAUUGUGUGCCUAGCUUGAAAAGUCUUUGUGAAAAAGUGGCUGCAGAAAGUUUAGUGGAACCACGAAAUGCUAUUCAACUGCUUGAAAUUGCAGAUUCACUUGAGGCAAAUGAUUUGAGAAAGCACUGUGAGGAUAUAGCUAUUCGGAACCUUGACUACAUUUUUACAGUGGCAUCACAAGCUAUUGCCAAUGCUUCUCCUGAUGUUAUGGCUAAGCUCGAGAAGUUGUUAGACCUAAAGUCAUCUGAGCCAUGGAGCUAUCGUCGACUCCCAACUGCGACUGCUACUUUGCCUGUCAUUAUUAACAGUGAAGAGGAGGAUAGUGAGAAUGAGAUUUUAAGGUCCCGAGAGAAUCAUUUGAUGAGUAACAUGACAAAAGAAAUGGAACGAAGAUCAGAUUCUUUUUUCCACGAAGGUAAUCAAAAUGAAGCCAUUUCCAAACAAAUUCGUGCCUUGCGGAAAAAGUUGCAGCAAAUUGAGAUGCUUGAAUCAAAACAGUCCUGUGGAUAUCUCCUUGAUGAACAACAAAUUGCAAAGCUCCAAACCAAGACUGCCCUUGAAAGUUCACUUCUGGAUCUUGGUGUUCCAGUGGGUAACCUGCUGGAAAAACCAUCUUUAAUGGCUCCAGAAGACAAAGGAAAUAAAAACACUGUGGCAUCGAAAAAACAUAGGAGGAGGAACAAAAGCAAACUAGAACCCUUGGAAACUUCAGCUGGUUUUACCAAAUCUGCUGUAGAACCAGAUCAUAUAGAAGGGUCCUGUGAUGUUGAAAUGCUUUCAUUUGCCAAGAAUAAGGGAGACAACACCAUCUUUGAAGAAACAGCCAACAAUACUAAUACUUUUGAGUCAUCCACUUGUAAUUUGAAGAAAAGCAAUUCAAGUUUGGUGAAAAGUGCAGACUUGUCAAAGGAUAAAAAUUCAUAUCCAACAGCUACGAAGAAGAAGAAGAAUAGGAAGGGUGGGCUGUCGAUGUUCUUGAGUGGUGCUCUUGAUGAUAUGACCAAAGAUGUAGCUGCACCUGCACCCCCCCCACCGCCUAAAAUGGAAGGCCCAGCCUGGGGUGGGGCUAAAGUUGCCAAGGGGUCUACAACCUUGCGUGAAAUUCAGGAUGAGCAGAGGAAAACAAUAGGGAAGCAGAUGAGUGAGAGCAAAGAACAGGCUGAUCUCUUGGACUGUAAAAGCGAAGGGAAAAUUCGAUUUGCUUCAUUUUUGUCUUCCAAGCCAAUACCUGUCGUCCCGAGUCAAGCCUUUCAAGUUACUGAUGGAGAAAGAAACACUCCUCCCUGGUCUGCAUCUGGCACUCCUCCCCCUUCUCGGCCAUCUCUCAGGGACAUUCAGAUGCAGCAGAAAGGAAAACAACAAGUACUAUCAAAUAGUCCAAAGGUGAGAACAGCUGGCUUUUCAAUUACUUCUGGUCAAGGCUCUCCAUCAGAUUCCAGUGGAAUAAACCGCUGGUUCAAACCAGAAGUUGACACACCAUCUUCGAUUCGUUCAAUUCAAAUUGAGGAGAAGGCUAUAAAGGACCUGAAGCGUUUCUACAGCAAUGUUAAGAUUGUGAAGAACCCAUCUUGAAAUUGCUAAUGAAUUGGGUUAGUCAGGUAGCAAUUUAGGUUCUUGGUGUUCCUCCCUCUCAAUACAGUGCUGUAAAUGUAAUUGUACAAAAUGAGCUCAGUGUACAUCCUCUGUUCUAACUCAAACUCAUUUUGAUUUUUAAAGUAGUUGACAGUUUAGAUACUUGCCCUGAUGGUGUAAUUUGCAGCCAUCAUAGAAUUCAGCCCCAUGAAUUCGGAUUCAGUUCAUUGGAAUAAAGGGGGGAAAUUAGAAACAGUAUUUAUGGCAUUCAUUCUGCUUUAGUGAAAAAAUAACGGGAAGGAUACCUGUUACAAGGUAUGCUGAUCCAGCUUCCCCAACCCCCUCAAAAUGCAUACUUUGUAUCAUUAUAAACUUUUUCCUUUGCUUGGCACCAGCCUUUGAAAGCUAUCUGUAUGAAACUAUGAACUCCUUGGGAUCUUUAUCAUGAUUGUAUAUCACCCUCCGUUCAUACAACAGGUAUCUUUUCUUUCAGUAAAAAAUGCUAUUGGGAUUCUGUUGCA
Molecule: messenger RNA, 4345 nt
Organism: Cucumis melo (muskmelon)
Lineage: Eukaryota; Viridiplantae; Streptophyta; Magnoliopsida; Cucurbitales; Cucurbitaceae
Exons: 11
Coding region: 567-3824 (1085 amino acids)
Molecular function (GO): protein binding
Source: RefSeq, a predicted model, not a curated record